CAAAAUUAUUUCAGCGUAAGCGUGAAUACUGUGAACCAAAAGUUUGGCAUCCCUGCUACAGUGAAAGAUGACUGCCACCUAUGGGUACCUAAAAGCAAACAGCCUGACAAUUUGGUAUAUCCGACUACCAAAGAGAAAAACGCUCGAUUACGGCUGCUAUACUGUGUGCUUCAUACUUCCCUGUGCUGCUGGAAAUCACCAUGGAAGGCUCAAGAUGGAGGGAACAGGGCCUGGGUGGCUUGUGCCUUCCUCCCACAAAGAUCACCAAAUGCUCCCGGCGCUUACUUCGACACAUCCAAGGAGUUCUGCAACAACAGAAGGGGAAACAAGGCUUCACAGUCCUCAUCUUUCACUGAGAGGAAUAACAGCACAUCUACAGAGUGGCGUUUACCUAUUCGCUCGCGCCGUGGCUGCCACGCAACCUAUCUGGGCGGCCGGCUGGCACAGCCCGCGGUCACCGGAGCGAUGCCGAAGAGGAAACUCCGGGUCCCUCUUGGGGCGAGGGGCGCGCUGCGGGCCGGCUCCGGGCGGGCAGCUCUCCCUCCUCGGCGGCGGCGGCGGCGGGGAUGCUCCGCUCUGCGGCCAGCGGCGGGCAGCGUCCAUUGCAGCUCGGCGGGUCCGCGUCCGGAGUCCAGGGGCUCCGGCAGUCAGCGGGGGCACCCGGCCCCCGCUCCCCUAA
Messenger RNA from Pseudopodoces humilis (Tibetan ground-tit), 679 nucleotides. RefSeq lists its product as uncharacterized. Lineage: Eukaryota; Metazoa; Chordata; Aves; Passeriformes; Paridae. The record is from RefSeq and is a predicted model, not a curated record.